AUGGGGAAGAAUGAUGUGCAAAUCCCACAUCUCACGAUGGGCCUAGAAGAAAUCUUGACACGUCUUACAUGGAUUUUCUACUUCUUGGUUCCGUGUUUGCUCACAGAAGGUGUGUCCAUUCUGCCCGCCCCUCAGAACCUCUCUGUACAAUCAGUGAACAUGAAGCAUCUCCUGACAUGGAGCCCAGUGACGGUGCCCGGGCAUCAGGUCCACUAUUCGGUCGAGUAUCAGGGAGAGUACGAGAGCCUGUACCGGAGCCACAUCUGGAUUCCCAGCAGCUGGUGCUUGGCCACGGAAGCUCCUGAAUGUGACGUCUCUGAUGACAUCACCGCCACCGUGCCCUACAAUCUCCGCGUCAGGGCCGCCCUGGGCUCGCGGUCCUCAGCCUGGAGCACCCUGCGGUCCCCUUUCAAUCGAAACUCAACCCUCCUCACUCCCCCGGGCGUGACAGUCAGCAGGGACGGCUUCCACCUGAUGGUUGAGCUGGAAGACCUGGGGCCUGAGUGCGAGUUCCUCGUGGUCUACUGGAGGAAGCAGCCGGGUGCGCAGGAGCAGGUCAAAGUGGUGAGGAGGGGGGGCAUGCCGGUGCACCUGGACACCAUGGAGCCGGGCGUCGCCUACUGCACAAAGGCCCGGACCGUCGUGAAGGCCAUCGGGAAGCACAGCGCCUUCAGCCAGGCGCAGUGUGUCUUGGUGCCAGGAGAGACCAUCCCUCUGGUUCUGGCCCUGUCUGCGUUUGUUGGCUUUAUCCUGAUCCUCGUGGCGGUGCCGCUGUCCGUGCGGGAAGUGUGCCGCUUGCUCCGGUACUCCUGCUGUCCUGCUGUGGUGCUCCCCGACACCUUGAAAAUAACCAGUUCACCCCAGAAGCUAAUCAGCUGCAGGAAGGAAGAGGUGGCGGCCUGCGCGGUGGCCGCGCUGCCCUCGGAAGGAGCCCUCCGCGGGUUGGGGCCGGGCCCCGCAGAAGCCGAGAGCCUGGUGCCAACAGCCUCGAGGGGAAAGACCGGUCCUGGCUUCCUGCAGGAGUGAAGAGCCAGC
This is a messenger RNA of Sorex araneus (European shrew), 1035 nucleotides long. RefSeq names its product interleukin 20 receptor subunit beta (gene IL20RB). The record is from RefSeq and is a predicted model, not a curated record. The transcript has 8 exons. The coding region runs from base 1 to 1026 and encodes 341 amino acids. NCBI's taxonomy places the organism in Eukaryota, Metazoa, Chordata, Mammalia, Eulipotyphla, Soricidae. Gene Ontology annotation, molecular function: interleukin-20 binding.